Messenger RNA from Rasamsonia emersonii CBS 393.64, 309 nucleotides. RefSeq lists its product as uncharacterized. The annotation marks the transcript as partial. The record is from RefSeq and is a predicted model, not a curated record. NCBI's taxonomy places the organism in Eukaryota, Fungi, Ascomycota, Eurotiomycetes, Eurotiales, Trichocomaceae. The transcript has a single exon.
CGGCGGGCUAGCAAGGGACAGCCCAGGGGGGCAGCGUGUCUGGCCCCAGCUGAGCUCCAGCCGUUGUCAGGGCGCCGCGCUUGGUGGCCGAGACCGGCGAGACCAGCCCGUACCGUAUCCAGCCCGUCUCUGGUAUGUAUCGCCUGGCUCGACGCGUCGCCGCACGCACUGCUUGGGGUAGCUCAAUCCACGCGUAGCUCCUUGGAGAGAUCAAAAGAUGCCCUGAGCUUGGUCACAAUGCUGCAGUGUUUGCUGCCCCUCCCGCGCGCAGGUGCUCUGUCAUGCAGUAUGUUUGCGUCCUGCUCUUGA